This is a messenger RNA of Hippocampus zosterae (dwarf seahorse), 8567 nucleotides long. It is a transcript of the gene myo9bl, whose product is annotated as unconventional myosin-IXb. Gene Ontology annotation, biological process: intracellular signal transduction. Lineage: Eukaryota; Metazoa; Chordata; Actinopteri; Syngnathiformes; Syngnathidae. Gene Ontology annotation, molecular function: protein binding; microfilament motor activity; ATP binding. Gene Ontology annotation, cellular component: myosin complex. The record is from RefSeq and is a predicted model, not a curated record. The coding region runs from base 545 to 7450 and encodes 2301 amino acids. The transcript is spliced from 44 exons.
UUUUAAUUCAGCAGCGCGCCCCCGCUGAACGCAACCUUUUCCCCCCCGCAACUUUUUUUUCCUCCACCGCUUCUCUCAGCCUGACUGCUGUUAUUUAGGCAGAAAAGAAAGGAAGUCCCGACAGGCUAGCUGGUUAGCCGACCAAUAACCACUCCAUUUCCCGUGCGACAAAUAUGCUUUUGAACACCUUUUACCCCAGAGACGCCUCUUCUUUGUAGCCGAGGCGUACGAGGAAGCUACUUUUUUGUAGCUUCGUUUUAUUUUUUUUUUGUUUCCGCGCCGGUUUCAAGCUCGUUGUCUCAUCUUUGGCCGUCACCGGCGUUGUUAGCCCUCCCACAGACUCCCAAGACGCAUUUUUACCAAAACUCAUCCAAACAAAACACGGAUAUACUAGUGAGUUGGCCAUUGCUUUUUUUUAAAUCAGUGGCUUUAGGAGUGGGGAGUACUGUGAAGAACAACACAAUGGGACAAGCAGCGAGGAAAGGUGCUGUGUGAGAAGGAAGCGGUGGCUGCGGCAUGCUGAGGCAAAACCCCCUGACUCAGGAUGAGUGUCAGAGAUGGCGGUGCCGCCGUGGCGAGUGCAGGUGGAGUAAUUGGGGGAGGAGGUCUGCUGACGAGCACCAACGAUCACAACGGACGCUCAUACCUGCUCCAGAUCUACCCACGGCUUGCUGCUGAGUCAUCCACCUGCUGCAACCUGAGAGUGCAGAAGGAUGCAACGGCAGCUUCUGUGAUCUCGGAUGCGGCCGUGGCACUGGGACUGGAUCCUGGCCGCCUGUAUGUGCUGGCAGAGGUGAAGGAAAGUGGAGGAGAAGAGUGGGUGCUGGAGGCUGGAGAUCUUCCGGUGCAGAGGUUCUUACUGUGGCCUCGGAAAGCCCAGGAGCAGCACCCGCAGAGCCUUGGCUUUUACUUCUUACUCCAGGAGAGGAACAAUGACGGCUCUAUUCAUUAUGUCCACCUCCCGCCCCUGUCAAAAGAGCAGGAGGCACAGCGGUUUGCCGCCAGAGGCUUCCUUCCACCGCCGCAGGAUGACUUUGCGGACCUUUGCAACCUCCCAAAACUCAACGAGGACAGCAUUCUAAACAAUCUGCGCACACGCUUCUACAAGAAAAAGAUCUACACUUAUGCAGGCAGCAUACUCAUUGCCAUCAAUCCCUUCAAGUUUCUGCCAAUCUACAACCCAAAGUAUGUUAAACUGUAUGAAAACCACCAGCUGGGCAAACUGGAGCCGCACAUCUUUGCCAUUGCGGAUGUGGCUUACUAUGCGAUGCUCAGGAAGAAGGUCAACCAAUGUAUUGUCAUCUCUGGGGAGAGCGGCUCAGGCAAGACUCAAAGUACCAAUUUUCUCAUCCACUGUUUGACUGCACUCAGCCAGAAAGGCUAUGCCAGUGGUGUGGAGAGGACUAUACUUGGUGCAGGACCAGUCCUGGAGGCCUUUGGAAACGCAAAGACAGCCCACAAUAACAACUCCAGCCGUUUUGGUAAAUUCAUCCAGGUUAACUACCUUGAGACCGGAGUGGUGAGAGGUGCUGUUGUAGAGAAGUAUCUCCUGGAGAAGUCUCGUCUCGUCUCCAGAGAGAAGAACGAGAGGAACUAUCACGUGUUUUACUACCUGUUGUUGGGCGCUUCCCAGGAGGAAAGGAAAGAAUUCAAGUUGUUGCCACCUGAAGACUACUUCUACCUCAAGCAGCAAAACUUUAAGAUUGAAGAUGAGGAGGACCUCCAUCAUGACUUUGAAAGGCUGCAGCAAGCCAUGGAGAUGGUUGGCUUCCUUCAAGCUACCAAGAAGCAGAUUUUUUCUGUGCUUUCGGCCAUCUUGUAUCUUGGCAACGUGACCUACCAGAGGAAGUCGACAGGCCGAGACGAGGGCUUGGAGGUGGGGCCGCCAGAGGUCUUGGCCACUCUCUCUGACCUGCUGAAGGUCAAAGAGGAGCUGCUGGUUGAAGCUUUGACGAAGAGGAAAACAGUAACAGUCAAUGACAAGCUGAUCCUCCCCUACAGCCACUCGGAGGCAAUUACGGCCAGAGAUUCGAUGGCCAAAUCUCUAUACAGCGCCUUAUUUGACUGGAUUGUCCUACGCAUUAAUCAUGCAUUGCUUAACAAGAGAGACAUGGAGGAAUCUGUCCCACGCUUGUCAAUUGGUGUCCUGGAUAUAUUUGGCUUUGAGGACUUUGAGACCAACAGCUUUGAACAGUUUUGCAUCAACUAUGCAAAUGAGCAGCUGCAGUAUUAUUUCAAUAAUCAUAUAUUCAAUCUGGAGCAAGAGGAGUACCAAGCAGAGGGAAUCACUUGGCAUAACAUUGACUACAUAGACAAUGUGGGUUGUAUCCAUCUUACCAGCAAGAAGCCCACUGGCCUGCUUUACCUGCUGGAUGAGGAGAGCAACUUCCCCCAUGCCACAGAUGAGACACUAUUAGCCAAAUUCAAGCAGCAGCAUCAGGGGAAUAAAUACUUUUUGUCCACACCAGUCAUGGAGCCUGCUUUCGUCAUUCAGCACUUUGCUGGGAAAGUCAAGUAUCAAAUCAAGGAUUUCCGUGAGAAAAACACAGAUCAUAUGCGCCCGGAUAUCGUGGCGUUAUUGCGGAGCAGCGACCGAGCUUUCGUGCGUCAGCUCAUCGGCAUGGACCCUGUGGCCAUGUUUCGAUGGGGUAUCUUACGCGCCACCAUCAGAGGCAUGGCUGCCUUCAAUGAGGCCGGUCGCUCAUGGGCCGCCAAAACUGCAGGUGUUGUACGUCCAACCUCCAGAACUCCUUUGGGAGAGAUUCGGCGUUCCAAUGCUCCAAUCGAGCGAAUGUACAAAAGAGCAUCUAUGCUCGAUUUCUACUUUGAUCACUCAGAGGAGCGCCCUCUAGAGGCCUUUGAAGACAUCUUUGCUAGCUAUGAGAAUAAAAAAGACAUGCAUGCGCAGAUCAUCAGCUCCAUUAAGAACUUGCAGCUGGAUGGUGAGGACCCUCGCAAGCUGCUGCAGUCCUGGGGUCGUCUCCGCUUCCCUCGACAUGUCCUCCAGAAAAGCAAGGGAAUUAAACAGAAACAGAUCAUCCCUAAGAAUCUCUUGGAUUCUCGGUCCCUGAAGUUCAUUGUAAGCCUAACCCUACACGACCGCACCACCAAGUCGCUUCUCCAUCUGCACAAAAAGAAGAAACCCCCCAGCAUUAGUGCUCAGUUCCAGACAUCUCUGACCAAACUCUUGGAAACUCUGAACAGAGCAGAGCCUUUCUUUAUCCGCUGUAUCCGCUCCAAUGCUGAGAAGAAGGAGAUGUAUCUAGAUGAAACCUUGGUGCUCCAGCAGCUUCGCUACACUGGAAUGCUGGAAACCGUUCGAAUCAGGAGGUCUGGCUAUGGCGCAAAAUACACAUUCCAGGAAUUCUUAGAGCAAUUCAGAGUUUUGCUGCCAAAGGACUCCACAGCUUGUAAGGAGGACAUUUCUGCUUUGCUAGACAAGAAGAUGGGCUUGGAUCCCACCACAUACCAAAUAGGCAAAACAAAGGUUUUUUUGAAAGAACUGGAGCGACAGCAGCUGCAGGACACGCUGCACAAGGAUGUAAUGCGCAAGAUCAUCUUCUUGCAGCGCUGGUUCAAAGUUCGCCUGCAGAGGAAGGAGUUUCUAGACAUGAGACUGUCAGCUGUCGUGAUCCAGCGUUCAUGGCGCAGGUACUGCAAAGAGGAACAAUGGAGGCGGGCUGCCACUCUAAUCCAGGCUGUCUGGAGAGGCCACCGACAAAGAUCAGCAUAUCAACGCCAAAGACAAGGCGCCACCAAGAUACAAGCCCUUGUCAGAGGGCACUCGGCACGACGGAGAUGCCACUCCAUGCGUGAGGACCGACGCAGAAAGGAGGAGGAAAUGAAGAAGGCAGAAGAGGAAAGGAGGCGCCGGGAGGAAGAGGAGGAAAGGAGACAACGGGAAGAAGAGGAAAUGAGGUUAAGAAUGGCAGUGGAGGAGGAAAAAAGAAAGGCUCAAGAGGAGGAAAUGAGGAGGAGAGAAGAGGAGGAGGCAUCCAGGAAAGCGCUUGAAGCUAAGGCUGCCUUGGAAGCAAAGGAGGUGAAACAAAGAGCAAAAGAGCCUCAAACACGAGAGGAUCCAGAUAUAGAACUGGUCACAGAGGAGAUGCUGGAUGACAGCCUACUGGACCAGGAGCCACAGGCGAGAGGAGAGGAUGAUGGAGAGGUUCCAUCAAGCUUCCAUACACAGGAAGAAUGGGGUAAGGAUGAAGAUGAGGAGGAGGAUGAGUGGCUACCCCAAGCAGAAAAAAGAGAUUGUGAUCACCUACCUCUGCGGUCUGGUUUGGAGACCAACGGUACUUUGGCUGAGGCUGGUCCUCAGUCCGAUGAAAAGCAGGAGGAUACACAACAUGGUUUGUCUUCUUUUGGGGUCUCCUCCAAUCUUCCUCCAACCACUUCUUCUGGUUUGGAACAGACUUCCAGCACUACCUCUACUACUUCCCAUUCUCAACAUAAACUAGUCCGUCCUGUUGCCAAGACCCACGUAUCUAAAAGUCAGGAGAAGAGAGAGCAGAGGAGACGCAGGGGGUUGGAGCACAACCAGAGAGAGACUUUACGAGCUGCCUCAACAUCCACCUCCUCCUCAGCGACCAGUGCGGAACAAACAUCCCCUCCAAAGAGCAAAACGUCCGAUGUGUCAAAGCAAAGAGAAGGGACUGACAGCAAAGAGCUUGAUCAGUAUACAUUUGUGGCCUGGAAGAUGAAGGAAGAAAAAGGAGGGAAGAAGGAUACCAAAAUAUCUUCUCAAUCUGGUGCUGUUCGGCCAACUACGUUAUCACUCCAUCCCGCCGAAUCCACACAUGAGAAAACCAUGGCGGAUGGUGGUGCUUUGAGCCUGAAGCACAUCCAUGGACCAGUCAAAGAGAAGUCGGAGAAGUGGAAGACGAGCGAUGGAGAACACUCUCCUCCACAAUAUAACAUAAGUCAAACGGCCUCCUCCUCAAUUGACAGUUUGUCUUCAUGUUCUGAGGCCCCUGGUGCUCUUUUAACCAGAGAGAUGAUUUUGUCUCCAGAGAGCUUGAAAGGAAGUUCCACCAGGAGGAAAAACCAGGAGGACUCAACCCUCUCCACCCCAUCCACGCCAGACAGGCCGGGAGGUUUCUUCAGCAAGAUCUUGAAAAAGCGACCACACAAGGAGCCUCACACUCCCGACAAUGGAGACUUGACACUUGCACAGGUUCUCAAUGAAAAGCCAACAGGAGGGGAAGCAUCUGGAUACCCACUGAGACAUUCAUCCCAGUUCCAAGGAGAGCGUGCCAAUAAAAGUUUGGGCCGUAACCCCACUAUAAAGAUUAGCCGUGCCACGCGCGUCUCUGAGCAGUGGAAUGCUUCACUGGAUCGGGAGAUCACCAAUGCCAAUGAGCUGCGACACCUUGAUGAGUUUCUGGGAAACCAGGUCAAUGAUUUCCGAUCCAGGGGGAAAUCAUUGUCAGCCACUGAGGCCAUCUUUGUUACGGCUACCAUGCAGUUCAGAGAGACGAUUAAAGCCAUGUAUUCUCUCCCUAAACCAACAAUUGGCUACAAAGGUCUGAUGACAGGCUACCAGAACAAAGUGAUCCAUCUUGCCGGUGACAAGCAAAAAGGAGAAGUCCAGCUUGUGGUCAACCUGUUUCAGUCGGUGCUAGAUGGCUUCAUUAGAGGCGAGAUGAAGAAAGAGGAAGCCGAGCCUGCCAAGCCUGCUAAAGCUCGGAAGAAGCGCCGGAAAAAAGACAAAAGUAUGGAGAGCCCGCUGGAUCACGUGUUCGUCAACUAUCAGGUCAACAUUAUGCAGUCAUGUGACCAGUGCACUUCUUACAUAUGGGGGAUGGAGAAAGCCUACAUGUGUAGCUAUUGUAAGAUGGUGUGCCACAAAAAGUGCCUGUGUAAAAUAGUCACGGAUUGCUCCACUUUCUGUGCCAAAAAGAGUGACGAGGAGUCUGGUGGUCAGCACUUUGGUGUGCGCGUGGGUCACCUUGUGAGUGAUAAGAACCCAGUUCCCAUGGUCCUGGAGAUGAUGCUUGAGCAUGUGGAGAUGCAGGGACUCUAUACUGAGGGCAUUUACCGCAAGUCUGGCUCAGCCAACCGCAUGAAAGAACUGCACCAGCGACUGGAGACCGAUCCCCACCUUGUGUGCCUUGAAGACUACCCCAUCCACACAGUUACAGGCCUGGUGAAACAGUGGCUGAGAGAGCUGCCAGAUCCACUGAUGACCUUCACACAUUAUAAUGAGUUCCUGCAUGCAGUAGAGCUGCCAGAUAAGCAGGAGCAGCUCUAUGCCAUCUACAAAGUGCUGGAAGAACUUCCAAUGGCAAACUUCAACACACUGGAGAGGCUUGUCUUCCACCUUGUCAGAGUGUGUAAAGAGGAGACUCACAACCGCAUGUCUCCAAACUCUUUGGCUAUUGUCUUUGCACCGUGCAUCCUGCGCUGCCCAGAUGGCGCUGACCCACUUCUUAGCAUGAAAGAUGUUGCCAAGACCACCACGUGUGUGGAGAUGUUGAUCAGUGAGCAGAUCAGACGCUACAAUGAAAAGAUGGAGGAGAUCGAGCAGCUGGAGUAUGCAGAGGCUCUGGCGGUCAACCAGCUCAAACUCAAGAGAAAAAACACGCACUGCUGGCAUUUACCGCUCAGGUUCUCACCUCCUUAUAAAGGAGUGGUGGUGCAUGAAAGAGUCAGUUCAGACCUGAAAGCUGUCCCUGAGAAUGAGCCUCUAGACUCGGACUCUGAGGCUGAGAAGAACUUGGUGGAACGUAUCAAGUCCAUUAAACAGGAGAAAGAGGAUCUGGCCUGCCGGUUACCAGAGAUGGAGCAGCCUGGGUCAGACCAGGAAAACUUGGAUUCCGAAGCCUCACUGAGCUCUGAAAGUCUCUUAGACGAGCAGCAGCGUUCUUCCACCCCCUACGUGGAACCCGAUGUAGGAGUUGUCCCUCACCAGAGGAGAUGUAGGCCAAUGCACCCAGUCAAGCCAUACCAAUUGCCGCAGAAACCGUCACUCCCUGGUGGACGUGUGUGUCUUCGAGAACUCACCCCUCCUGGCUUUUCCUCCUCCGUGUCCAGCUCUUCCUCUUCACUGUCCGAACCACUCAACGCUACCUGCAGGCGUCAGCUGCAACGGCGCAACCCUGUCAUCCCGGACACGGUUAAACUGCCUCCGGGUGUCCUCCCCCAGCCCGCAAGCUCGGGUCCAAGACGGGCUUCCUGCCCGCAUGAAAAGCGUCCUUUUUACUUCCUGGUGAGGAGAAGGGAGCAACCGGGCCGCCGUAAAGACAGCACCCAGUCCUUCUACAUCGACAGGCCCGAAUGUGACCUGUUAACCCAUUUCUCCUCCUGCCCACCUUCCACUUCCUCCUCCUCCUCGUCCAUCUCCAUGGCUGCACAGUGUCCCCCACACCAGUGCAACGAGAUGCCAGCCUUGGAGGACCAUAGACGCUCUUCUGACCCAGACAUACUUUACAUGGACAAUGAUGUCUGACCAGGAUGAAGAACUUGGUUGAUUUGGGAGUUAAUGGCCUUUACAAUCUGUGGAGGCGAAUUGACAGGAAAUAUAACUGGACAUGUUGCCAUGCACCUUUUUGUUACAUUUUUUUCAAUAAUGUAAUUAUUGUUUGGUCAGGGCUGAGUUUGCGUCGCUUCCCGAAUGGUGGACCAGCAAAUGCCCCCCCCCCCAAUCAUUUGUGCUAAUUUAAGCUCCCUGUUGCACUUUGUCAUUUCUUUGUUUUCCGAAUGAAAAAGUGAGGCCAACAUGCUCACUGAAAUAUACUAGAUUGUGCCUUAAUGAUAAAACAUUUCUGUUUUUAUUGAUUUGUAAAUGCAGGGGUGGGGAACCUGUGUCCCACAAGAGUAUUUGAGAAUAUGCAAUUCUAAAAACAUGAUGAAAAGGCAGAACACAUUUACCCAACAAAUCAUAAGAUUGAGUUUUUUUGCCAUCCUCGCAUCAUAUUUCUUUCUUUAAAAUUCUGCAUAUCCCACUUAAAAAUCUAAACGUAAAGGCCCCAACAGGAGUCACUGAUGAAUGCUUUUUGCCUCAAGUCGGUUGGAUGGAUGGCCCCCAAAGGGAUAGAGGUUCCCCACGUGUUAGCUCAUCUGUUUUGUUUUGUUUUUUGGGGGGGGAGGGAGAUGUCUCAUUCUUCUUGAUUUGUACGAAACCUGUUCAUGUUGUGACCAGUUGUACAGGUGUCUUGUCACAUCGUCUACUCGACCUGCUGGACAACAAACAUCAGCUAGAAAGUUGUUGCCCUCAUGUAGCAACAGGAGACGCAAGCAGCACAUGCCACUUUUUCCUUUAAAAAAGAAAAAGAAAAAGCACAAACAACACCAAGAGGAAAGAACCACACCAUGAUGUUGAUGACUUCUCUUUCCUACAAUGAAUGUUGCUUUACUUCAGAAUAAGAAAUGUUCUGCCGCAGCGUCCCAUUGGCCAACUUCGAUUUAAUACUAAUGCUCUUCCCUGACUGCUGUUGAAUGAUGUAUUCUUUGAACUUGACAGAGAAGUCAUGUAUUAAGAGAGUGUAAGUUUGGGACUGAAUGGCAUCAAAUGUAAUGGCUAUUAGUAUUAACAUGACAAUACAGAACAUGAUGUGUGUAACAUC